GGUGGGUGGUCGAGGGUCGAGACGGAUGGGACUGGUCUUUCCCUCUCUUUCUUCCUGUCUCUACUCUCCCCUUGGCGCAGUUUCUUAAAGGACUGGUCUUCCCACGUACAACUUGACUCAAUCUCUUCCUCUUUCUUCUACACUUCACGUCAAAGGUUCAUUAGUUGUUGUGCUUUCACACACACAGACCUCAUUAGCCAUUCAUUGUAUCGUCCUUCAUCACGUACUUUAAGUUUUUGACUGUUGCUCAUCACUACCCUCAACGCACACACAAACUAUUAUUACCAGCCCCUUUCUCACAAGCAACCAUACCGCUUCCUUCUCUACCACCAAAAAGACAUCUAUUUCCCUGCCAUCACGCAACGCACACAGGAAAUAUAUUCGAGUCGCAUUGACUGUUCUCUCUGAUUUAUAAGACACAACAGCCCUUUCUUAUCCAUACUGUUGGUGUCUGAGAGCACAAUGGCUCCCGACCUUAACUCUCUUCCCUCGUCGCCUCUGGCGCAGCCCACCCAUGGCAAGCCAACCAAUGGCAACGGCGCUGCCAACGGCAAUGGCUCGGCCAGCCCGAAGCAGCCCAACAUUCUCUUCAUCAUGGCCGACCAGUUGGCCGCUCCCCAACUCAAAAUGUACAACCCCGAAUCUCAGAUCAAGACACCAAACCUGGAUGCUCUUGCCGCCGAGUCUGUCCAGUUCGACUCGGCCUACUGCCCCUCGCCGUUGUGCGCACCCUCGCGCAUGAGCUUGAUCACCGGACUCCUGCCCAUGAAGAUUGGCGCAUACGACAACGCCAGCCAGAUCUCGAGUGAGAUCCCCACCUAUGCGCACUACCUCCGCUUGAAGGGCUAUCAGACGGCCUUGGCUGGCAAGAUGCAUUUCAUCGGGGACCAGCUGCACGGCUAUGAGACUCGCCUCACCAGCGACAUUUACCCGGGCGAUUUCGGCUGGGUGGUCAACUGGGACGAGCCCGACACCCGCCUCGAGUGGUACCACAACUCCAGUUCCAUUCUUCAGGCCGGUACCUGCGUGCGAAGCAACCAGCUGGAUUACGACGAGGAGGUCAUGUACCGAUCGACUCAGUUCCUCUACGACCACGUUCGCGAGGGCCCCGAGAAGCGUCCUUUCGCACUGACCGUGUCUCUGACUCAUCCUCAUGACCCUUACACGAUCGAGGACAAGUAUUGGGACCUGUACGAGGACGUCGAUAUUGCUCUCCCCAAGGUCCGCAUUCCCAAGGAGGAGCAAGACCCACACAGCAAGCGUCUCAUGAAAGUUUGCGAUCUUUGGGACUACGAUUUCACCGACGACCAGAUCAAGCGCGCGCGUCGUGCUUACUACGGCGCUGUCAGCUACGUCGAUGACUGCGUUGGAAGGCUUCUGUCGGUGUUGAAGAAGUGUGGUCUGGACGACAACACAAUCAUUGUUUUCAGCGGUGAUCAUGGUGACAUGCUCGGCGAGCGUGGACUUUGGUACAAGAUGAGCUACUUCGAGUCCUCCGUCAGAGUGCCUCUUUUCGUCCGCCACCCCCAUCAGUUCGAGCCUCACCGCGUCAGCAAGAAUGUGUCGACUCUCGAUAUUCUCCCCACACUUUGCGAUCUGGUUGGCACAAAACCCGCACCCGGUUUGCCAAUGGACGGCCAGUCUUUGCUGCCUCACCUUGAGGGCAAGGCGGGCCACGACAAGGUCUAUGCCGAGUACACGGGCGAGGGCACCAUCAGCCCGCUCAUGAUGAUCCGUGAGGGCCCUUGGAAGUUUAUCCACUGUCCUGUGGACGGCACCCAGCUCUUCAACCUGGAGCACGACCCCCUGGAGCUGGUCAACCUGGCGUCCCAAAAGGCCAUCUCGGGGAAGCUGCUGGAGGAAGAGGCCAAGGCGAAGCUCGAGGAGUACACGGCCGAGACAAAGGCCAAGUGGGAUUUCGACGCCAUCACAGAGCAGGUCCUGCAGUCCCAGCGCAAGCGUCGGCUGGUAUGGGGAGCCCUCACUCAGGGGGCCUUCACCAGUUGGGACUACGACCCGGUUGAUGACGGCAGAAUGAAGUACAUCCGCUCUCAGAUUCCUCUCGACGACCUCGAGCGUCGUGCUCGCUACCCUCCUGUCGACAAGUAUGGCCGGGAGGUUGACAGAGCGACGACCGGUCAACGACUUCUUCACGGCCAGGCUGGAUCUCACGGCCAGUAAAGAUCCAGCUAGGGCCUGCUUUUUUACGAUGAUGACAACAAAAGGCAUUUUCAGGACGGCGUUUGGGGCAUUUCAUUGGUUUUCAAGCACGCGUUUUUUUUCCCAUUCCUCGCAGCAUCCGCAUUGCGAUCCUGGCGUUUGAAGCAUGACCGUCAUCCAGAUGGAUGGAUCAAAAGUCUUAUGUACAUCAGUAUUUGAUUUGGGGGCUCCAAGAAAUAGUGGCCUAAAAGGUAGCAAAAAAUAGCAUUUUACUCAAGCA
Messenger RNA from Colletotrichum destructivum, 2440 nucleotides. Its product is annotated as Putative sulfatase, alkaline-phosphatase-like, core domain superfamily. The record is from RefSeq and is a predicted model, not a curated record. Bases 463 to 2181 code for a protein of 572 amino acids. Gene Ontology annotation, molecular function: sulfuric ester hydrolase activity. NCBI's taxonomy places the organism in Eukaryota, Fungi, Ascomycota, Sordariomycetes, Glomerellales, Glomerellaceae. The transcript is spliced from 2 exons. Gene Ontology annotation, cellular component: cytoplasm.